This is a messenger RNA of Vanrija pseudolonga, 546 nucleotides long. RefSeq lists its product as uncharacterized. NCBI's taxonomy places the organism in Eukaryota, Fungi, Basidiomycota, Tremellomycetes, Trichosporonales, Trichosporonaceae. The record is from RefSeq and is a predicted model, not a curated record. The coding region runs from base 1 to 546 and encodes 181 amino acids. The transcript has 8 exons.
AUGAAGCCCGUCCUCAUCACCAUCCUCGCCGCCUUCGUCGCUGGCGUCGUCGCUGUCCCCGUCCCCGUCCUCCUCCCGCCCACCACAGACUUAGACGUCCGCCAGAUCUGGGGCGGAAACCCGCCUUACUGGAAGCGCGAGGCCGGGCUCCUUCCUACUGAGAUGGCACCGCUCCUGUAUCGUGGACACGAGGAUGUGGCUGACGACCCAGGCGACGAGAAGCACCAGGACGGCUACUGGCGUGACGCGAGCACGGCUGAGUUCAAAGACACCCGUAUCUACUGGAAGCGCGACUGGCCUACCGGCGGCUGGUGGUUCCCCGGCCCCGUCUUCUGGAAGCACACGGCCGACGCCUCGGCCACCCCCGAUGCUCAGACUGGUAUCUGGGGUGGCGCUCCUCCUCACUGGAAGCGCAACCCUGAUGCCGAGGCCGGCCCUACCUCCACUUCCAAUCUCGACGCCCGGCAGUGUGGUGGUAUCUGGGGUGGUUCCCCUGCCUAUUGGAAGCGUGAGCCGGGGGCCCUCAUCACCGCCACCAGUUCAUAA